Molecule: messenger RNA, 1596 nt
Organism: Lodderomyces beijingensis
Lineage: Eukaryota; Fungi; Ascomycota; Pichiomycetes; Serinales; Debaryomycetaceae
Source: the annotation of a GenBank genome assembly
AUGGCUAGAGUAGCUGAUUCAGGAUUUAGGUCGUCUGGGUCUUCUCUAGCGGCAUCGCGACGAGCAACUCUCCAGCCGCAGAGACAGAGUGGAUCGAGCACAACUGAGGGGCAUGUGGAGGCACAAGUGGAGGAACAAUUACGACGGCAAAUGGAACAGAAUGCGGUGUUGGCCAAGCGUAACGCGAUUUUUUCCUCGCGAAUCACCGAAUUAGAGAAUACAAUCCAGUCGCUUCGAGAAGAGAUUGUGCUUUUGAAAAGGACUUGCGAGUUGGAGCGGAUUGUUGAUGCGCUAGAGGAGAAUUUGACUACCAAUUUCAAUGCUUCUUUAUCGCAUUUGCAUCAAGUUAGGUUGACUCACGGUUUGCGUUUGAGGCAGAAGAAAAACCUGAACCUGGCUCAUGAGGUAGUUGCGCCUGAGCUCCCUGCUGCAAAUGCAGUAUUUGAAACCCCCAUGGACAACUCUCGUGCACAAUCAGGUUCUGCCCAGUUCCAGCGCCAGAGCCAGAGCCAGAGCCAGGCGCCGCCGGUCAACAAGGAAAAGAAGAAGGAAAGCUUUACAGUGCCGCUUUACUUUAAAAAGACCGACGAUGGCGACUUUAAUAAGAAAUUGCUGCUGCUUUUGGAGCUGCUGGACGCAGAGGACGCUGAUGCUGGCGAGGUACGACUGGUGGGUCCGUUUGCAUUUGAGAAAAAACUGCCCGGGAACGAGGAGCAAAGGUCCUCCUCGCUUUUUUUCCCACGUCCAGACACCAAUAACUUUGAGGACUCUGUCGAGCCUCGCGAUAGCUGGGACAUUGGUGCUCUGGAAAAAGCCAAAGAGAAAUUUCACAAGAUUCGUUCUCAACAAAAUACUUCGGGCUCGGGUCUCGAUGAAGGCGAUGGCGAUGGCAAUGGCGAUGGCGAUGGCGAUGAAGGUUCUGAAGCUGACUGCAAGGAGCUGUCAACACCUGCUCGUGGAAAGCAAGAAAACAGUCGACGAUUCUCGCCUGCAAGCAAGGAGUUUGAACAUGCAGAAGAGACUGCUGAUCGUACGUCUCACUAUUCGCCCCUGCAUCAACAGAGUGCCUCUCCUUCUUCACCUGCUGCAAAACCUCCACAAUCAGGGAACGCACUGGUUUUACACUCCAGUGCAAACAGCCAGAAGCGAGGAAAUCUUGAUCAAGAGUUGAACCAACUCGGAUCUGCUGCUGCUGCUGAAACUAUCUCAAGCACAGGGAAAUAUGAGGCCGACCGGGCCGAUCAUGAUCCGCCUCAUGAGGCAAGAAGAUCGACAAGAGUCAAGAAAGAGGUCAACUACAAACCGAUGGCUGGGAACACCAAGAUGAGACGAGACUCGGUUCAUAUGAGGGAUGCUGUUGGGGACAACGUUUUCUAUGUGAGUCACGCUAAGGAGGAGCGCAGCAAAGCAAGAGACGAAAGCCAGGAACCUAGUGCUCCGCGUAAACCACUUGCGAAUUUGACAAACACCCAAGGCCUGCCGUCCAAGACGGAAAAACCGAAAAAGAAACGUCCCAAGAGGAUUAACGAGUUGUCCAUUUUUGACUUUGACUCAGAGUACCAGCUUCCUGGUAGAAAAAAGAGGUCCAAAAGCUAA